AUGGGUGGCGCUGGUUGCUUACCAUCAGGUCGCGCAAUCGAGCGCGUGUGCGCAGGAGCAGACGGCGCGGGCAUGGUGUCGGCGGCGCGCGCGCUGCUCGCCGCAGUCACGAGGGUGCUAUUACUCGCCGACAUGGUCGUCGUACGACAGUUACUACUGGCCAAAGAUAAGGUUGCCCGUUCCUUGGACCGGUUGGAGUCGGUGUCGAACUUUGCGGAGUUUGUGCGCGCGUUCACGGAGUUCGGGGGCGGUAUGGUGGAGCUAGCGAGACUGACGGCGGAGAGACGAGCAGACCUGCGUGACGAGAGAAGAAGAGCACAAGUAGCCGCUGCCAGAAACGUUCUCGAACGAUCCACACUGAUGCUUCUCACUUCCUCGAAGACAUGUAUGAGGCAUCCAACGAGCGCAUCGGCACGCGAGAACCGGGACACGGUGUUCUGUCAGAUGCGACGAGCCAUGGACCUCAUUCACUACGUCGUGAGGGACGGCCUGCCCGGCCACGAGGAACAAUCCCAUGAGGCUGCGCAAUGGGAGGCGGGCACGGCUCUGGGCGCUCUACGUGGUCUAACGGGGCAGGUGAGAACUGCGCGCGCGCGCGGCGGCGCCGACAUCACGCGCCGACGCUCGCUCGCCUCCACGCUGCGCGCGCUCGUCGAGCGCACGCACGAUUUUACAGACUCCGCAUAUACCUCGCACGAACAUAGACAACGGAUACUUGCCCUAGCUGAAAGAAUUGCUUACGAAUUGGAGAGACUAGUUGCUGUCGCUGUUUCACUGGAAGAGCAAGGUGCCAGUGGUACUGCGACGGCACUCGAGAGUGCUUGCACAGGCGCGACCAGCGCCGCAUCGGAGCUUGAACGCGCGCUAGUAGCUGCAGCCCGCGAUCAAGCGCGAGAUCUCGCUCCCCUCGCGGACGAAGCGAAGAGACUCGCCUCCGACCUAGCAUAUAUAGCUAGUUCCUGUGGUGAGAGAGAAUCAGAGAGACUGCACAAUAUAGCCAGCCGGCUCCAUGAACAAUUAGAUCACAUAAUAGAGGUUUGCAAAUUAUUAAGGCAUAUAGCUUUGUCGGAGACUUUGCAAGUGAGUGCAAAGUUUGCAGAAAUAAAUCUUAGGAUAUACGGUCCACAAGUGGUGACGGCUGCGCGGACGCUGGCGGCGCACCCUGGCAGUACGGCGGCGCGGGAGAACCUCGACGUGUUCGUCGACAUGUGGGCGUGGCUGUUGGCCGACGCCGCCCGUCUGGCACGCGAGCUCCUCGACCUCACUGACGACAGACCCGACAAACAGCAGUAUAGCAGUUUACCGAGGCCUGGGAAACAUGGGACAACAAGCAAGCCUCUGAAAGCAGUAAGGUUAGAUUCGGACGAGCAAGCAAAAAUCGCAAAAUCCGGUUUAGAAAUGAAAAUGAUGUCCUCUGAAAUGGAUGCUGAGACUGAAAAAUGGCAGGGAGCAGCUGCCGACGAAAACAACGACAUUGUGAAGAGGGCAAAAAAUAUGUCUUCCAUGGCCUUCGCUAUGUACCAAUUCACAAAAGGUGAAGGCCGUCUAAACACUACUCAAGACCUCUUCACACAAGCGGAAUAUUUCGCAGAGGAAGCCAAUAGACUUUAUAAAAUAGUGCGACAAUUUUCUUAUCAGGUACCAGCGGGAGCUACGAAAAAAGAACUGCUGGAGCAUCUUGAUAAAGUGCCGACGUAUGUGCAACAGCUACAGUUCACAGUGAAGGAGCCGACGGUGGGGCGCGCAGCCACCUUCAGCAAAGUAGACAACGUCAUACAGGAGACCAAACACCUCAUGAACGUUAUAAGUAAAGUCGUCACUACAUGUUUCGACUGCGCGAACAAGUAUUCCCUAUGUAUGCCUGAGAGAGUUCCUAUGCAUUGGAAGCCAAAUUUGCAAAAAGCAUCCACGUAUAAGAGUGAAAAUAGUGUUCUGAAUGGUUGAUUACAACCUGGACUUCACGGGUCUUACGGCGGGAGGUGCAAGCGCAGGCGGGCGCGGCACAGCGCGGGACGAGGAUGCAGGCGGAGGAGUCGGCGGUGACGCCAAGCCGGGGGGGAGCAGCUCGGAUACAGCCAUGUGACAGUACGGCAUGGGCCGGCGCGGCAAGGGCGACGCGCGCCGGACCAGGGUCAGCUUCCUCUUGUUUUAAAGACUUAAACGUCUUGGAACAACUCGUCGCCUGAAGUCGGCAGAACCGGCACGGUGCUGAUAUACACAAAACUGUACUUCAAUGCCUAAACAAAAUGGUCGGUUGGAUGUAUCAAGUAAGCUUUGGUUAGUUUAGCGUAUUGAGUGUUUGCUCAGCCUCAGCUGAAAAUUAUGAACAGGUAUAAAUGCUGAAAUUAGCAAGGUGUAUUAAAAGAAAGAAAAGAGGUUAGAGAAAAUGUGGGAUUAAAUGAGGCGUAUACACAACGAACGGCAUUUCGUGCAGCUUUAUGUAUCUCUAGCACGGUGCCGGCACUGGGGACCACAUGCACUGAUGUGUAACUGCGCCACAAUGCCUAACGAAUGCAUUUAGACGUGCGUGCGUGUGGUACUCGCCAUCCGACAACCCUUGCUCACAAAUGAUUAUAACUCGCAUAAAGAGGCCGUUAUCUAAUCGUUUGUAGCAAUUAAUUAAUAAUAAGAUGGACAGUACGAUAUACAAAGUAAGUUUCUGCAGAGCACUUGCGACACACAAAGCGUCUACUCAACUCAACUCUUAGUAUUUUUACUCUUAAAUGCUAGAUCGCAAGCGUGCGGACGCAACGCAUUUGGCUGUGGAUCGAAAGUAAUAAAUAAUUAUAAGAUAAUACCUUGUUACUACUUUUAAUCAGGGCCUUCAUUGUUAACACCACAAUAUUUAAACAUAUUUUUCCUCGAACGUAGUUUUCAGUGCUAAAUUAUAUGAUAAAGUUGAUAAAACAUAUUAUACAGACAGUUGCAGCCAGUUUAUGAACAGAACAAUUUGUGAUCAAUAAUUAAGAAGAGUGAAAUCGUACAAUAAUAUAAUACUUGUUACACUUUCAUAAUGUUACACAUUGUUACAAUUAAUACGUAAACUACACAGAGAAGCAUAUUUUUUUAAGUUUCCCUCUCUUAAGCCUGUUACUAUAAGUACUUCUAAUCCUACUAACUUUAUUAUAUGUAUGUAAUAUACUAACCUUCACUAUCGUUUACACCUAAGCUACCUACUUCUCUACGCACCCUUACUGCACUCUCCGUGGUCCUGUUGCACUUUGUUUUGCGUUAUGCACGACCGCUUCCUCACUUUCAUUUGGCAUCGGCGGCGACAUUUAUUUCAGAACAUGCUACUUUACCACAUUAUACUUCAGAACGACACAGUGUUACUCUUGCAUUCGAUGUUACCGCAUUCUAGUCAUUUCUCUUCGACGACUUGGUGUACAUACAUUAGAAUACGGUCAUAUUGACAUAAUGCGAGCUGCGCGUGCGGCUGUGUACAUUGCAUGAUUGUGAAACGGAACAAAUAGAUGUGUGUUGCAUGUGUGUACCGUGGUUAAUGGAUGUCGUACGUCAUCUUUCCGACGGGGAGGAUGUUUAAUAUUAAGAUGAGGGAAAUUGACUCUGGUGGUUGCCCCAGCAACUCCCACGUCGCCCAGAAACGCAGUGUUAUAUAGACCUCGGCUACUGACUCACGCCGGCGCCGGCGCAGAACGCGGGCACCCGUUCUCCAACCGCUCAUGCAUGCUGCAAUGUACUGCGCAGGGCUGCAUUGCAUGUAGACGCGUAUCGCCCGGCAUGCGGCAUGUCUGCAACACCGCUGAUCAAAUAACAUGUCACGGCAAUAAUGAACAUAUCAGUUUGUAGGUUAUAGUUUCAACAGCCUACAGACAAACGACAAAGUCGUUAUUUAGUGUUUAAGAGCUUUAUUGUCGUACUAGAAAUAUACUAAAAAUAUACGAGCGUGCCUACUCCUGCGGACAGGUUUAGUAGUUUAUUGUUCUUACUUCGAAAUAUAUUUUUGUAAUAGAACGAAAGUAAAGCACAGUAUGUUAAUAGAUAUCUGGUAGGUAUAUCCAAAUUACAGUAGGUAUUUACAAUGUUGUUCCCCACCGGAAGGUAGGUAAAAGGUAUGUCAUUUUUAUAAUUGCACGAAUGUUUCAGAACAUGUAUUGUGUACUGUGACUUAAUACGUAUAGUUAAUUGACGCAAUAUUACGUAUGUAAGUAGUUGUUAAGCCAGCCGCAAGUUAAUACUUCACUGUAUUUAAGAGUACACAGUGCGCAGUAGAGUAUCGCUUCGCCUCGCGCCACCGCUACGACGAUGUCACUCACUCUGUGCCUGUCGCCGACACAACGGUGCCUGUCUUCUGUGCUCGUAUCUAACAUCGGUCUAUAUAACACUUCGCUUGUUUCAAUCAUACUAUUAGCAUUUACUCUUCUAAACUAACUAUGUGAACGAUGUUGGCUUUCGUAUUAUCUAUAGUUACUUAUAUCUUACGAAAUUGUUAUCUAAUACGAUACUGACUACUUUAACUAAUCUUUAAUCUUGUUUAUUGCCUUCUUAGUUACUUUAUAGUACCUAAUGUAUUAAUCUAGAAUACUAAUAAUUAUGUAUAAGUCAGUUUCAAUUGUAAUACGAGACGAGAUUAGACUAGUUAUCCACAAUAUUAUAACUAAUGUAAAGAGCUUGAUAAAGCUUUAUAAAGAAGAGUUGUGAAUCGAACAUGUGGCCACGUAACGUUAGAACAAAGAUUAGCGUAACUGCUUUGACUGUUAAUAACAAUUAAGUUUAUUAAGGAUUUUCACUAAACUUAGUGAAGUGACAUGUUUCUCGAUCAUGGGCUAGGUAUUCAUUAAUUAUAAAAUGAAAAUUGCUUUUAUACGAAAUAUGAUAAAUUAAAAUGGUUGCAAAUGCUCUAUUCAGAGCUCUUUAGGGUUAUAAAUUUAAAGUUAAUUGGCGUUAUUGUAUUGCUAAGUACGUCUAGCAUAAUUCAUAAUACUGUUGUGUUCAUAAAUGAAUUGUGCCAAAACAAUUCUGGAUCAGGCAUUAGCAUCAAUCAAGUUAUUCCUAUGGGAGUCUGAAGACAUCCCAAACCCGAACGGUCAGUCGAGCAACGUGUGAAGUAUAUCGAAAAGCCCGGCGCGUCACUACAAUUAACAGUCACUGCUUGGAUCAUGGUCAUUUCAUGGUAUAAAGUUAACGAAUACACGGUAUUAUUUACUUGUCAUAAUAUCAUUGGAGUACAUACGUAUAUUUGUAGGUCGUGAAUACAAUAGCUGUGCCAUUGUGCCUCCUCGCUUAGAAUUUAGCGUUUAGCUAAUUAGCACCGUUACACAAAUAUUCCAAGAGAAUAAUUUAUUUAUCAUAAAAUAAAAUAAUAGUGAAGUACUCAAAAAGAAUCGUUCAUCACAAUAACGAUAUCAUAAGUAAUUGAUUAGAGUAUAAGUAGAGUUAGCGAUACAGUGAUUUGUGAUAUUACAAGAUACUUAUCGAGAUUUAGUACAACGUCCUUUAAUUUCAACGUUUUUAUAGUUAUUAACUUUAGUAACACGAAAGAACACCAAGAUAGUUACCAAAUAAAUACUAAAUUAUUAUGUACUUAAUAGUUAAGUUAUAUUAUAGACAAGGUAUAUAGUUCGGGACCUCGACGCAAGAGAUCCUAGCAAGAGAUUCAUCUAUAAUAGUUAGAAAUAGAUAAACAUAAUGCUAAAUUUGAAGUUGCCUAUACGCAAAUGAUCACUUAGCAGGGGACAGUAGGAGCGCGAUAUAAUUAGUUGAUAGUUAACGAAUGGCCUGUAAAAUAAACUGUUUGACCUACCUCGACGCAGAGCAAUCUAAAGCAAGGAUACAAUUUAGGAGUAAGGGAACAUUAAGGAUUAUUAUUUGCACUUCAAGAAGAGUAGUACAUUAUUAGAUCAUUAUGAUUUCAGACUAAUUAAAUAAAUAAAUUAAUGUAAUAAAACUGAGCUUCCGAACGUUGAAUGCCUAAUACCUUGCCACGGUUUUGACCGCGCGGAUACAAUAAAAUGCAAUAAUAUUUAAAUAAACAGCAUAAAAAAGUGAAUUAAUGAAAUAAUAUUCACGUGCGUACUACACUAGCGUAAGAACACAUACAAUGAUGUGCAAAGUACUUAAGUAUAAUAUCUACAUAUAUUUUCUAUUAUUCUCUUACAAGUAAUGUGUAAAUUGAUUACCCUGAAGGAGUAAAACCCCGAUAAAUGAAUAGAUAUUGUAAAUAAAUUAAUUUUGAUAGAAUUAAAUUCAGUGAAGAUGUCUUAGUUAACACGUAUCGUCGAAUGUUUCAAAUCAAAUUAAUGUUACUUUGUGUAUAAAGAUUGUAUUGUCGAUAAACUGUUGUGAUUGUUAUAAUAUAUUUGAAGUUGCAUUUUCAUUAUUAUAAGUAGAAGUAUAUUUUCCAUAGUGCUGCCAAAGAUAUUUAAUAUUAUAUCUAGAUGUAGUAACGUUGUUUACAUAACAGAAUAUUUUGAGGUUGUUCGUGAAUUUAUGGAUUGUAUUUUGAUGUGGUCGACGAAUGUAAUAACACUGUGUACGUGAUCUAUUACAUCACCAAAUAAAUGAGAAUUCAUACGAGAA
Spodoptera exigua (beet armyworm) is the source of this 6540-nucleotide messenger RNA. The record is from the annotation of a GenBank genome assembly. Lineage: Eukaryota; Metazoa; Arthropoda; Insecta; Lepidoptera; Noctuidae.